Molecule: messenger RNA, 2438 nt
Organism: Juglans microcarpa x Juglans regia
Lineage: Eukaryota; Viridiplantae; Streptophyta; Magnoliopsida; Fagales; Juglandaceae
Source: RefSeq, a predicted model, not a curated record
UUAUUACAUGUUCACAGGGCUCACAGUGUUUUCCCUCUAAUUGUACAUCUCAUAUGCCCCUUCAUUCAAGUUAUUCUACGAUUGUUGGUUUUAGGUUUCCCACUCAAAAUGCAAAAGGCCCAGAUAUUUGAUGGUUGAAGUGAAUUUACUGGGUUUAUGAUGCUUGUUUGCAUAUGGGCAUUAUAGUUUCUGGUACUGGAAGCCAAGGUUUCUCGGGAUUUAAGUUUGUGCGUUAAGUGAUAAAUGCCAAACCCCCUUAUCACAUGAUGCCUACCUCACCAGUUGUCGAAUCUGCCUUGACCCAGAAUGGUUCUCUCUCUACACCAUCGGGUUCUACUGAGAGUUGUUGUGAUGCAGAAAUACAUCUCGCUAAUGUGGAAGAAAUUCGGAGUGAUAACUUGUCCUUAGAGGAGAGCAAUCUUGCAGAUGAGGAUGGAAGUCUUGGAUCAUGCACUAAAAGCAAUAAUGAUUAUCCUUCAAGGUUUCAGCUUGAACAAGACGUACAAAGAUUACAGCAGCAGUUACAAGAAGAGAUGGAACUACAUGCUAUCCUGGAAAAAUCUAUUGAGAAGAAUGCUUUGAAAUUCUCAAGUUUGUUGUGUCUCCCUCAUCAGGCUCAGGAGCUCCUAUCCAAUAUUGCAUUAUUGGAGGUCAACGUUUCAAAACUUGAACAAGAGAUGGUCUCUUUGCAUUUUCAACUUAGCCAAGAGAGAAAUGAACGGAGGCUUGCAGAAUAUCGUUUGAGGCAUUGGACAUCUCAGUCAACAUCUCUUUGCUCAUCUGGCAUUAUGGAUACUUUGAGUUCACCUUUGAAGUGUUCAGAAGCUUCUGUUUCUGAAGUCAGUGAUUCCUCUGAAUAUAGCACCUGCCAGGAGCUGAGAGAUCAACCAUUAGAAUCUACUAACAAAUGUACAGAGUCGUUAAUAGAGAAUGUAGUGGACUCAAGUGCACUUUGCCUUGACAAGAAAAUGUCUACGAAAAUGGAUUUCAAAUCCUGUCGACCUGUAGACCUCAUGAAGCUUCCUAAAGGGAUGCCACCGGAUGGUCUUUGGGAUCACCCUAAUCAAUUAUCUGAAGAGAUGGUGAGAUGUAUGAAAAGUAUAUUCAUGUCCCUGGCAGAUUCUGUAAUACCAUCCAAAUCAUCUGCAUCAGAGAUCCACUGCUCACCUCUGUCACCACGUGGAACAUCGCCACGCGGUCAUCUUUCUGGUUCAUCUUGGUGGUCCUCAUCAGAAAGGUCAAUCAUUUCAUCAUGGGUGCAGAGCCCACAAAUUGAUAUACAGAAUAACUCCGAGGUGUUGGCUUCAGAGAAUGCCUGUGAUCCCUAUUGGGUGCGGGGGAAACUAAGUUGGGCUGACAUUGGAAUCUAUGGACUAGCAACUGAAGUUUCUUGGAUGUCAGUUGGGAAGAAGCAAUUAGAAUAUGCUGCAGGGGCACUGAGAAGGUUCAGGGCACUUGUUGAGCAUCUGGCAAAAGUGAAUCCUAUCCAUUUGAGCUGCAACGAGAAGCUUGCUUUCUGGAUCAAUCUAUAUAAUGCUCUGAUCAUGCAUGCAUACUUGGCAUAUGGAGUCCCAAGAAGUGACUUGAAGCUAUUCUCUUUGAUGCAAAAGGUAGCAUACACUGGGGGACAUUCUUUCAGUGCAGCUGCUAUUGAGUAUGUGAUUCUAAAAAUGAAACCACCACACCAUCGGCCGCAAAUUGCUUUGCUUCUUGCCCUUCACAAGCUGAAGUUAUCGGAGGAGCAAGGGAAGUCUGCAGUUGAUACACAUGAACCGCUCGUAGUUUUUGCUCUCAGCUGUGGAAUGUACUCUUCACCAGCGGUAAGAAUCUACACUGGUAAGAAUGUGAGGGAAGAGCUUCAGGAAGCACAGCGUGAUUUCAUUCGAGCUUCAGUCGGGAUUAGCAGCAAAGGGAGGUUGUUGGUCCCCAAAAUGCUACAUUGCUUUGCCAAAGCCUUUGUGGAUGAUGCAAAUCUGGCUGUAUGGAUAUUGCAUUACCUUCCGCCUUAUCAGGCUGCCUUUGUUGAACAAUGCAUUUUUCAGAGGAGGCAGAGCCUUCUUGGUUCACGCAACUGUGGCAUUAUUCCAUUUGAUUCACGCUUCCGUUACCUAUUCCUGCCGAACAAAGCUCCUCUUUGGUAAUGUAGCAGUACCAAGUUUGCACCGAGAUAGAACUGGAUUUCCUUGCCCUGGGAAAGCCAAUACGAGAAUAGUGUCAACUGUAAAUGACGCUGGAAGAAAAAUUACAUUGCAACUCUAUAUGAAGCUUAGCCUCCUCGAGAAGGAUGGUGGCAGUUUUUGUCUUCUGCCUUAUACCCCCAAGUGUGUUGUACAUUUUGUUCAUGGAUAAAAGGAGUUUACCUACAGUACUUGUAGGUGAAGAGUUGUACAUUUCCUUGGCCCAAAAGUUCAAAUAAGAACUACAUGUUUCCUUUGCUA